GUUUGGUGCAGUGCUUGCUUCAACUGCGGCGGUCAAAAUCUCGAAAAUGACCUCGGCCGAGGAAGUGGAUCCGGUGCUAACGGCCAAGCAAACCCUGAUGCUGGCCCUCGGAGAAAAAUGGCCUCUUUAUUUGGCGAAUAUGAAGCUUUGGUUCCGCAAGAAAACCCCGAAGGAAGAGUUCGAUCUCGAGUGCCGGAAGUUGUUCAGUUCGGAUCAGAUGCACCUGCACAAUAAGUUUCUGCUGGCGAUUCUGAACAAAAUCGAUGCCGUCUCGCCGCCGCAAAGUGUGAGUAGUUACGGGGCGGAGUCCAGCCAUGGCAGCAAGAGCGGAAGUUCGAAGAAGAGGAAACGGUCGUCGAAAUCCUCUACGGAUCGGGCAACUUUUGAACCGGCAACGGUGCACGAUUUCAUCCCGAAGGAACUGGUGGACUACGAGCAGGUGGCCAGCCAGAGUGCGACGAUUCCCACGAUCCGGUAUGCAGCGCAGGAGCUGUUUCUGCCGGACAAUGGGCUCGUUCUGGGGCGACUGCUGGUGGGUGCCUGGGAGAAUGGUCUGAUGAAUGUGGACGAGAAUGCGGUGGAGCUGAUUGUGCACGCGGUGCAAGUGCUGCUGAAGAACAUCCUGAUGGCGGUUGUUACCAAGCGGAAGCACUUCCGGACGACGGCCAACGGGACGUUUGCGUACGAUAUUGGGCACCAGCUGGCACACCCGUUCAAUCGGAACACGGUAACGAAGGCGAAAAUCGACGACGAACCGAUGGAGCUGGACAAGGAGAUUACGACCGUGUGCUACCUGAAGCCUCCGCCCGGGGAGUCGCUGUUUUUGGCGUCCUGUGGGGAACCUUACCCAAAUCCAGUAAAGAAGAUCACGGUUUACGACGUUUACAAGACACUGCUCAACAGAAACAUAAUCCCGUCGCAUUCCGUGUAUUCGAUGAACAUGGAACGGAUAUCGAGUUUGCUCUCUUGAACGAUCCGGAAUUUAGUAAGUAUAAUUGGAUAUUUCUCUUUAGUCUUUUAGUCAUACUCUAGCUUACAAUAUAACAGGAAUUUAAGGA
Molecule: messenger RNA, 1058 nt
Organism: Aedes albopictus (Asian tiger mosquito)
Lineage: Eukaryota; Metazoa; Arthropoda; Insecta; Diptera; Culicidae
Product: transcriptional adapter 1
Exons: 2
Coding region: 47-970 (307 amino acids)
Biological process (GO): regulation of transcription by RNA polymerase II
Cellular component (GO): SAGA complex
Molecular function (GO): transcription coactivator activity
Source: RefSeq, a predicted model, not a curated record